CACUAUCAAAAAGAAUUCGACGAGAGCUGUCUAUAAGUGACAAAGAUGAGUUAAUUUAAGACUGUUUUUGUAAAUAAACAGGUUUCUUGUGUAAAAGUCAAAUUGCAUGUUAUCUUAAACAUAUUCAUUUUAAACUGUGUUUGUUAAAUCAUUAUCCGGUACCCAAAUGUAAACAUAUGCGGAUAUAAACAGACUUUAUCGUUAUGAGGUUUCUUUUAUUAAUCUAUAUGCAAUAAUGUGAAAAAAAUGUUAUUUUGUAUUUCAUCAUUUCUUUAUUUAGCAAUAUAUGUACAUAUGAUAAUGACAAUGCAAAUAUACAGGCAUCCUAGGAUGAACAGCCAAGUCCAAUAAAAAUGACCCCCAUUGAUUUAAGGGUCAUAAGAUCAAAAGCCAUGGUCACAAUGACCUUAACACUGAAAAUUGUGGUUUCUGGAGCAUAACACAAGUUCCAUUUGGCUUACAGUGUUCAAACUUCAUAGGAUGAUUGCCUGUAUUGAAUCAAAGAUUCAUAUCUAUAUUGGGGUCACAAGGUCAAAGGUCAAUAUCAAAUGACCUUAAUAUUGUUAACAGUUUAACUGUCAAACUUCAUAGGAUGAUCACUUAUAUUGAAUACAUUAAUUAUAUGCCCUAAAAAAUUUGCUUAUAUUAUGUUAUACCCCUGGCGUCUUUCCGUCCAUCCGUCAUAGCAUUUUCACUUACAAGAUAACAACUUGAUGGUGGUGCUUUGGAAAUAUAUGAAGGUUCUUCAGCUAUAAAGGAGGAGUGCUAUUUUAAGGAGGUAAUACUUUAUUUCAUUCCCAUGUCUUAAAUGCUUCAUCCUUACUAACAAAAAACACUUUCAGGCAUAUAAUUCUCUGCCUAGCGGUGCUCCUGUUCAAUAUCUUACAUGUAAAGCUGAAAAUUGAUUUAAAAUUAGCACAGUAUUUUAUCUUGCUGUUACUUUAUGUAAUAAGGAGAAGUAAGACUUUGUAAUUGUGUCGGUGUCCGCGUCCAGAUUUUAGAUGAAAGUUUUGGUGCAGUAAAAUAUUUUUUACUAUAAUUUUUUUAUUUCAUAAGGAAUCAACUUCAAAUAUAUGUUCCUUAUCAUCAAUCACAUCUUAUAUUAUAAGGUUCAUAAUUCUAGAGAUUUUGACCUAGUGACCUAUUUUUCUUUUUUUACAUACAGCCAUGACAUGUUGAUCAGAUGAAAAAUUGAAAUCUGAUAUCUGAAGACCUACAUAUUGACCUAGUGACCUACAUUCUUGUUUUUUGAUUUUCAGCUUUGAAAUUUAGGACCAUGUAUAAAUCAGAAAUUAAAAAAUAUAUUUUGCAUGAAGUAUGGUCUAGUGACCAACAUCGUUCAUAUUCUUGUAAUAAACACUAGCUUUCACUACUUUUAAACAAAUAACAGUCUGUCAUCAGGUGAGCGCUUAGGAGCCAAUGGUCCCCUUGUUCUACUAGUACAUAAAAAGAUCAUUCUUAAUAUCUUCAAAUACCACACUAAAAUUGAUAGGUUUGUUACAUUUAAAUGUUCAUGAAUACAUUUGAAUAAGAAAAUACAUUUCUAAAAUAUCUGACUUAAAAUUCUAACCUUGUUUAAUAUUGUAGUACAUGAAAGUGGUACAUAAUUUGAAACUGGAAUGUGAUAUCAGUGCAUAGUCAAUUGUGAAUUCAUUUGAAAGUUAUUUAUAGAUUGUUUGGGUUAGAAAUCAUUAGACUGACUUGAUUAACUCUGAAUAAUUAAUGGGUGACUAGUGAUAAGGAUGGUUUGAAUUACCGUACUUAUCAUAAAUGUAGUGAUGUAAAUAAUUUGACCAUUACUUCCAAGGUAAGACUGAUAGGGUUGUUGCAGCUCCACUGAAGCCCAAAAGUCUAAAGCCAUGAAGCUUUUAAAGUACUUUUUUACAUAAAUAAACUGGGGUACUUAAAAUGGUAAAUACGCAAAGUAUGAAUAAAUUGUUUUUGUGUUUUUUUUUUCAAAAUCUAAUUAUGUAAAGAAUGAAAUACAUUAAUUAUGCUUAUUUCUUAUUAAGGUCUAGGAAAAAUGGUGCAUUUGAAAGAAUUAAUAUGGAAGUUUGUAUAUAUAUAUGGUAAUAUGAUUGUAUGGUGACAUGAGAGAAUUUAAGAUCAUGUAAUUACACAUUGUGAACAUUGUACUAUUGUUAGAUUUUUACUUAUUUAUAUUGCAGGUAAAAAAUUAAUCAUAACAAUAGAAAAAAAAAUGAGGUGAAGGUUUAUUUUUUAAAGGUAAAUAAAUAAUUACAUGUAAUUUCCUGUCACUUAAGUUAAUUAUCAUGCUUAAAGUAGUGUUAUUCUAUUUUUAGAACUGAAGAAAAUUACAGGAUGGAAUGAAUUGUGAAAACAUGGCUUAAGGACUGUUUUGGAUUUUAAAGAAAUGACUAAAGUUUAAACUAUGACGGAAUUUCGAGGUGGCACAUUACAACAAGAUUUUAGAGGAGACACUAUAGAGAGGAUGCAGCACUGUGGAACGUUACGAGAUCAUGAGAACAACACAGCAUUGCUACUACGUGAGAUUGAUCAAGAUCGGAGAAGUACGUUAAAAGAUGCUCGAUAUGGUACAACAUCAACAUAUAUGUCCGAACAUCAGACAGGAACUGUUUUUAUCCGUGUCUCCGUCCCCGAAUUAAAAGUCCAGGUAAAAUGUUUGCAGUUUGAACUAGAUGAGUCUGUAUGGGAGGCCAAACAACGAAUUCUUACUAUAUUUUCAAAGGACUUGAAGGACCCACUGAAUUAUGGGAUAUACAUGCCUCCAAUGAAUGGAAGAGCUGGAAAGUUCCUUGAGGAGGAAAGGUUACUUAGAGAAUACCCACUUCAUGGUCCUAUAGGAUUUAUAGAGUUCAAGUACAAGAGAAGAGUGUAUAAAGUGAUACAUUUGAACCCCAGAAAACUUAAACAACUUCAUAACAAGGCCAAUUUUCGCCAAUUCAUAGAACAUGUGAAGAAUGGAAAUCUGUCAAAGAUAAACAAACUUACAAAUAAAGGAUUGGAUCCUAACUUUCAUGAUAGUUCAGGAGAAACACCUCUUACAUAUGCUGUAUGCUUGCCAAAAGAUAAAUGUCGAGAAGUGAUUAUAACAUUGGUCAGUGGUGGUGGCCAUCUUGAUUUUCGGACACGACAUGGUCAGACACCCAUGCAUAAAGCUAUACUACAAGGGAACCAGGUAGCAGUACAGUCACUGUUAGACCUAGGUGCUUCAACAAAUUAUAAAGACAGUCGAGGGUUAACUCCCCUGUAUUACAGUGUUUUGUAUGGUAAAAAUGCUGCAUGUGCGGAACUUCUUCUCCAUGAACGAGCAGUUAUUGGGACACAAGACGAGCAAGGGUGGUUUGAAAUUCAUCAGGCAUGUAAAUUGGGGUUAGUGCAACAUUUGGAACACCUUAUGUUUUAUGGUGCGGAUUUAAAUGUAGCAAAUGCAAGUGGAAAUACAGCAUUACAUGUUUGUGCUGUGAACAAUAAUGAACAGUGUACCCGUGUUUUAUUGUUCCGUGGUGCCAACAAACAUAUCCUCAACUUUAACAAUCAGACUGCCCAGCAGGUUGCCAUUAUAGCUGGCAAUGUUGCUCUUGCGGAACUUAUUAAAAAUUUUGAUGACAGUCAAGUUGUACCAUUCCGAGAGAUGCCAUCAUUUAGUAGCCGUAGACCUCGACUCUCCAUGUACUCAAGUACAAUGUCACUGAUGUCACGAAGUCGUAGCGACCCUAAAUUAAACAUAACAAAUACAAUAGAUGACAGUAAUAUAACAUCACCACCGUCAUCUAUGAGAAGCUUGCCUCAACAUUAUCAGAUGUACUCCGACUCAGGAUCAUAUUCUGCAUCUCGGGGAUCAGACUCGCCACGUUCAAUGAGUAUAUCCAGUAAUAGUUCAGGCCCUGGUCUAGCAAGAAUGGCUAUAACACCAACAUAUUCUAUGCAAAGUCCACAGCAUGAAAUGCAUAUGAGGCGAGAUUUUUCUACGAGGCAACGGCGAUAUACAUAUGCUGGUAAUUUACUCGGAAGAACUAUAGAUGAAAACUUUGAUGACCAGUUACAACAGGAAGAACAAUUACAGUUUGACAGUAGAGAAAAUUCUGUGAGUGAUUUACAACAACGAAAACUGAGUGUUGGAAAUAUAAGUCAAGAGGAUACAGAAGUGAAAUUCAUCCUUGGUUCAGCAGUACAAACUGAUGAAAGAAUGAUUAGAACUAGUCCAGAGAUAUUUAUAUUCCCUGAUUCAAAAGAAUUAAGUAAAUGGAAACAAAAUCCAGUUUUGCAAGCUUCUGGUGGAUCAGUGUUACUCCAAGCAUCUGAAAUACUGGGAAAAGUGAAUUUAGAGCCAAGUCUUUUAGAUAAGACAUUUAUUUGUAUAGAGCCAUUUAGACCAAGUCGUCCUGGAGGUUUGCAGUUAAACUUGGGAGAUUACGUACAAGUGAUGAGUGUAUCGGACACAGGAUUCUGGGAAGGUAUGGUGAAUGAUAAAGAUGGAUGGUUCCCUGCCCAUCAUGUACAGGAAGUCAAACUCAGACAGAAAGCUGGAUCUUUUGGAGAUUUAUUAGCGGAGGAAUCAAGAGAGAACACACUAUUAUAUCGGAACACCCUGGCCACUCUAGUUAGAGGAGAUAAUAGUGACUAUGGUCCAAGAACAGUUGUGUUACAGAGGGCAAGUGAGGGAUAUGGAUUUGUGCUACGUGGUGCUAAAUCUCAACUCAAGCCAAGUGGAGAAUUGGACUUCAGACCUACAGCAGAAUUUCCUGCCUUACAGUACCUGGAUAGCGUGGAUCCAGGAAGUGUAUCCGACAGAGCUGGACUCAAAGGAGGUGACUUUAUAUUAGAGAUCAAUGGAGAGAAUGUUGUGCGAGCAUCACAUGAUCGUGUUGUUCACUUGAUUCGCAGCACUGGUGACACACUAGCCAUGAAAGUUGUUACUGUGAAACCAGCCAGUAGGUCACAGGACUGGUUUGUUCAUCAAGACAAAUCAUUGACAAUGCCGAAUAGGAAAAAGAAAGCUCCUGCCCCUCCACAAAGAGACCCAAGGACUUCCUUGUCAAUGUCAAGGUCAGAAGGUCAAGCAAUCAGUGAUGAAAUGGCUGCUAUGGACAAACUUGAUGAGGCUAUUCAGAGUCAGAAAGAGGCUGAAGAAAAAAAGACAGCUUCAAUACGAAGUAGAACUGCAGCUAAGCGUGUGUCAUGUGUUGAUAUGGAUAACAUAGGAAUUGAUGGUAAACUUGAGAAAUCAAAAUCAAGAAGCACACCAGAUUUAUUAGAAAAUGAAUCUAAACUGCGGAAAAACAUAAUCUAUGCAACCCCAACAGUUCCUGAUAAGAAAUCCAGUGAACAGAAAAAUGUGUAUACUGUUCAAGUAGGAAAUGUGCCAUCUUCUCCAACUGGGGUCCAGAUGAGACCUAAAGGUCCUCCACCCCCUCCCCCUGAGGAGACAAACUCUCCAAAGAAGAAGGCACCAAAACCACCAAAAAGUGAGUCAGGAGAUUCGUCCUCAAGUGAGGUGGUAACUAUAAACACAAGUAAACAGUCACCUUAUGCAAGUGUUAAAGUUCUUACAAAUAAGGUUGAUAGUCCUGAUUCACCGUAUGAGUCAAGCUUUAGACCAGGUGCUUCAGCCAAAUUGAGUGAAGAGCCAUCUGCAGGGUCAGGACACAAAUCAGGUCACCAGCGCACACCAAGUGCAGGUGCUGUCUUGGUCAAAGAAUCUGAUAAACAAAAUGUAUCAUUUGCAGAGGAUAAAGUUCUGGACCAUGCUGCAGGAUUUUUAAAGAAACAUCCUAAUGCAAAACUUCUGAUAACAGCAGAAGGGAAAGAAAAACUAAAAAAGAGAAACUCUAGUUUAUAUGAACCAGAACCUGAUUAUGAUAGUGACAGUGGUGAGGAGAAACCAAAUUCUCCGGUUAGAAUCCGUGAUCCAAAGAAACAGUCUGUUACAGUGAUUUCUGUUGGUGAAAAAAGCACUGUUGCACCGCCUCAGACUAAAAGGUACACAAUUCACACAUCUAUUCCUUCAGAAGAGAAAUUCAGUGCACAACCACAAGGUUUUGUAAUUCCACCUCGACCAGAUGGCCCUGCACCAGUUCCACCAGCACCAGGAUCACAAUCUCCAAAACAGAGAAAGUCAGCUGCUCCUGCUCCUCCUACUCAGUCAUCACAGGUAAUGACAGUAAAAGCAGAGGUGAAUGUGCAACUUCUGCAAAGGCAACAAGAUAUUGAAGAAUCUGAGGCUCCACCCCUUCCAGAAACGCCACCUCCAGAUUUUGAAACCACACCUUCACCAAGACAAAUACCAUCUCAAGAAGCAGCAGCGGCUCCACCUCCUCCUCCACCACCACCUCCUCCCCCAGCACCAAGUUAUGACCAGAUCAUUAAGAGUAAAUCUGUUGUGAAAGCAGACUACAUUGCUCCAGUUACAGUUCCAACAGAUGCUAUUGCAGCUGCAGUUGCAAAGAGGCAAGAGCGUAUGCAGAAUGAGGGUAUCAAAAUGACAGAACAGAAACCUAAAUCUUCUUCACCUGCAAACAUUAAAGACUCAAAUCAAGCUGCCAUCUUGGCGGCAGUGGCUAAAAGACGGGAAAAGCUUGAACAGCAGUCAGAAUCGUCUGUGAUUGAUGAUAUUGAAAGUAGAUUGCAAAAAACAAAGAAACUUCAAGCAGCAAGAUUCCAGUUGGCUGGGGCAAAAAGUACCAAGAAAGAGACAGAUACAAAAACAAAUAACAAUGCUAAUGGUAUUUCUCAAAAUAAACUCAAUUUUAAAGUUCAGUCAAUUGUAAACAAAACAGGACCAGCUACAAAGGAAGCUGCAACAAAAGAAGAAUUCAGUUUUAAAGUGAAGCCAGUAAAUGUUACUGGGCUUAGUGAAAUCAAACCAAAAUUCACUCCAAAACCUCUUUCAAAACAAACAAGUGUUACAAACAGUGCCAAAGUUAAUACGCAGGAAAGUUUGAAAAUUAAACCAACACCUCUUGAGAAAGCAACUCCAUUAGGAGUUGUUAAAUCUGAUAGUAAGAUCAAUGCAGAAAAUAGAACAUUAGAAAACUCAGAAAAAGUGAACAAUGAGAAAAAUGUUAAUGGACAAUCGGAUUACAUUGCAUUAGCAGAGAAAAGAAGACAAGAGUGGUUGCAACGAAAACAGAAAUCUUCAGAAUCAAAAUCAUCAUCACCAGAAAAAGAGAAAUUACAAACAAAAACAAUAGAAAUAAAGCCUGUGAAUAAUAAAGAUAAAUCACCUCCUGUUUCAGCAAAACCUAAAUUAACAAAAAGUGGUGAUCAGGCAUACACAGAAUUUCAGUCACCACAAGGUUUAGUUAAAGUGAAGGCUGUUACUAAUAUGAAUGGUGAUAUAGAUAAAAAUGGUACUACAGCAGAUUUAAACAAUAUUCCUCCACCUCCACCAGGAUUUAGAGAUGGGGGAAAUAUAGAAAAUACAGUUGUGCAAUUAGAGAUUAUUCCCCCACCAGCAAAUUUUUCUUCUGACAGUGGGACUGACAUGAGUCAACAACAUAGUCCAGCAUUUUCUCCAGACACAGCAAGUCUUGUUUCUUCUCUGUCAACACUGUCAUCAUUGUCAGGUGAUGGGCGGGGCAAUGGAUAUGAUGAUGUUAUAGCUCCGCCUCCACCAGGUUUUGAUGACGGAGAUUCUUCUGUGAUACCUCCGCCUCCAGAAUUUGGAAAUGAUAAUGGAAAAUUUAAGAAAACUGGUAAAACUUAUAAUGACAAACCAGUUGAUGAGUGGUUAUGUAAUGAUGUUCUUGAUUGGUUGGAUAGUUUGAGUAUGAGCCAAUACAAACCAAGCUUUCAGCGUAAUUGUAUUGAUGGAAAAAAAUUGGUAGCAUUAUCGAGAAAUAAUUAUAUAGAUCUUGGCGUGACACAGGUUGGACACAGAAUGAACCUGGAAAGGUCUAUUAAAAAAGCUGCUAUUAGGCAAAACAAUGUGUCUGAUAAUAUUGUAGCUUCAGAGCGAUUAUGAAAGUUAUGUGAAAAUACAAAUUUAAAUGGAAUUUAAAUAAAACAAAAUGUGUACAUAAGACAUAGUUUGUUUAAAAUAUUAUGUAAGCACAGCAGAUUGAAGCAACAGAGAUUCAAAGUAUAUUUUGUUGGUUCUAAAGAUGGUUACGAAUGAGUGAAAUAAAUACAGAAACUGUUACAUAGAUAUUUUUUCUUCUGAGAAAAAAUACCAAACUGUGAUUGGAAUUUAUCUGAGAUUUCAUCAGAAUAACUUGUAUAUCAAAGUGUGUAUAUUAUAUAUACAUAACACUUACUACAUGUGUCUUGUGAUUAAGUGUAAUUUGUUUGAUUUAACCAUUUUCUUUUAUCAGUCCAGUGUGAUGGUUGUUUAAUUGAGAUUCCAGUUGUCUUUUAUUUCAAAAUAAAGACAUAGUGAACAAGAAUAUAGAAUUUAAAGUAAAUUAGAUGCUGGAACAUUAUUUACUCUGAUAACUAAUAAUACAGUCAAACAUAUAUUUAUAUAUAUACAUGCAUAUAUGGUAGAUACAUUUUUAAGUUGUAAUAUGUAAUCAAUAUUGUGUGCAAAAUAUUAUAAUAUAUAAAUAUUUAACAUUUUAUAGUGUGUAUGCUGAAAUAAGCCAUUUCUUUAAUGAUGACUAAGAGCAUUCCAGAAAAUGUUUAUGGUUGUGAUUUUAUGAUGGACUUGUCAGAAGUUGUUAGUCCAUGUUUACUUUGGAAUUUUAUUCACUUCAUGCAUUUAUUAUAAUAGUGAUUUUAUCAUUGAAAAUUUCUUGUAGAAUGUGAUUUUAUACACCUUGAAAUAAAACAAAGUAUGUGAGGAAGAAAUUAGUGUUUCAAGAAUAAAUUUUUGAAACAAACUUACUUAGUAAUGAAGUAACUGAAUAACGUAAGUGCAAAAAAAGGAGAAUUUUAAGGAUCUAACAAAAUUCUACAUAAUUUGUGAGGCAAAAGAUUGUAUAUUUUACAAUAAUUUUUCAUUUAUAAUUUUAAUGUAUAUGGAGACUACUGAAUACAGUGUUUUUUGGGGGAAGGGAGAACACUCCAGUUUGAACUGUUACUUCUCACUUUCCAGUGCAUUUUAAUAAUUUUUGACAAAAGUGUAAAAUUGAAGCUUUGUUCAUAUAUAUUAUAAGUUUAGUCAUUAACUUGUUCAACCAUAGAUUUUGUGAUGUAAUAGAUUUGAUUAGACAAAAAUAGGAUAACAGAAUAAAGUGAAAUAAACAUAAAACAUUUCCACAUUUUCCUUGACAAAUAGACUUAUACAUUAACAAUCUGAGUUCCUGUAAAAAAUAAGACAGUUAUAAACUGAUAGAAAUUAUGCACAAAAACUUCCCUUCAAGGAAAUGUCAUUUGAGUGUUUUGACAGUUAAUUGACAAAAAUUACACAUGUUUUUGUUUUGGCUGAAUUGUUCUUUGUUAGAAUGAAUAAGAUAAUAAUGAGUCAUAUAUAUUGUUUUAUAAAACAUUGUGUUUCACUUGUAAUUGUUUUUUGCCUUGAUUAAAACUGUACAGGGCCAAUUUAUAAUUAUUUGUCUACUAAAGCAAUUAUUUGAAGUAUAAAUUCAUUUAAGUAACCACUUUAUUUCUGUUUUUAUUAUCAUAGAUAAAGUCAUCUAGAAUUUUUAAAAAGAAAUUCUUAUUAUUUAAAAAAUCAGUUUUGACUUUUAAUAGAUUCUAUUUGAUUUGCUGAAUAUUUGUUUCUGAAUCAUUAUCUGUAUCCUGUUUUUAUUUUACUAUUUGUAAUCAGGAAAGUAUGUUAUCCUUUACAGAUCUGUUUGUUAAUUUUAAAUAACAUAUUUAAAGGGUAUAAAUCUAUAUGCAUGAAAUAUUUUUAUAAAAUUUAUAAACAGUAAAAUUAUGUUGGUUCCAUUAUUAAAUGGUUGAUUCCCGAAAAAGUUGUAACAUAGAAUGUCUCUGAUAUUUAAUACACAUGGAUAAUGUACAUAAACAGAAUAAAAUGUUCCGGAACAAAAUAUUAUUUUGCUAAUUUUAGUGGGGUUUUAUCCGUUUAGCAAUGGUUUGUGCAAGUGCAAUUCGUUUUUAUUUCGUACAAGUAUUUUGGAAGUAUUUUUUUUUCAAAAUUCAAACAUAGAUUUUUGCAGCAGAUUUAUAGCUUUAUACACUUUAAAUAAAUUCACAGUUAUACAAAUUAUAUCUUGUAAUGCUCACCUGAAGCAUGUAAUCUUCAGACAGUUGAAUCAACAUGGUGAUAUUGAAAUGGUGUAACAUCUUUGUCAAUCUAUCUCCAUAAUUUAGGACUGAGUGUAUGAAAAUGACAAGUAUGUCAAUAGGAAAAUGACGCUCACCAAUUGCCAUCAUUAUCCAUCCAUAUAUUUUUGCCAUUUCUUAAUCUUAGAAGAUUGGUAUCAUAUUACAAUGGGAUAUCAGUUAAACAAUUUGACUGGUUGUUUUGUUUUCAUUUCAAACCAAAUGUGCAGGCACAUUAUUAUAGACAGGACAUGUCAGUAUAACACCAUGAUACAUGUAAAUAUGAUUAGAUUAUAAUGCACUUUAAACUGGCCAGUAUAGUUAGACAUUUGAUAAAAACAUAUAUUUUUCUUUUCCUUGUUCAGUCACUCAAAACUUUACUGAAUGGUAUAAUAACAUAAUUUUAGAAACAUGUAAGAUUAAAUUGUGUUAGUUUUUGCAUGGUGAUUAAGUACAACUAAUAGUUAAAAUAUAAUUAUUGUCAAUGUUAAAAAGAGGAAGAAAUUAAUAUUUCUGUUGGUUUUUAUAUGAUCUAUGAUAAAUGUCGUUAUGUUAAAUGAAAAAUGUUUUUAAGUUCAUAUUUUUAGCGAAGGAAUUAAAUUUUUUACUUUCUCUCCCUUUAAACUUUUAAUUUGUAUUUUGUCUUUAUUUUAUUCACCUUUAAGAGACAUUUUUACAUGCUCUUUUCCAGUUGUAAAAACAUGUUGCAAAGAAAAAUCUUUGCACAAAGUGCCAGAAACGCUUUGAAAACAAAAUGGAUUGCUAAAUGAAAAUAUUUAUCCACUUACAAACAUAAUUUGUGAAUACUGUAUAAAUAUAAACCCACAUACAUUUUAAAAAAGAAUACAUUAUUUUUAACUAAUGACUAUUUAGAUAUUUUCUUGACGUUUGUUACUCUAGAUACAUUCCAGUAAUGUUUGUGUAUUAAAUUUGUUAUUCAGUUAUUUAGACUGGUUCCCAAAAAAAUUGUAUUGUACAAAAUGAUGAUUGUUAUAAAGUAUUAUAUAUAAUAUAUUUUUUUCUGGCGCAUUUAUGCAUAAUUAUUUAGUAGAUGAAUUAUUGAAGAGAUGGCAGGUAAAACUGCAUUAUUCCAGUUGUUUUGUGUUUAAAAGUAAGAAUGAAAUUACUUGCCAAGAAAGAGAAUAAUAAACUUACCUUAACAAUA
Molecule: messenger RNA, 11320 nt
Organism: Ruditapes philippinarum (Manila clam)
Lineage: Eukaryota; Metazoa; Mollusca; Bivalvia; Venerida; Veneridae
Product: SH3 and multiple ankyrin repeat domains protein 2-like
Exons: 18
Coding region: 2393-7948 (1851 amino acids)
Cellular component (GO): dendritic spine; postsynaptic density; postsynaptic membrane
Molecular function (GO): synaptic receptor adaptor activity; ionotropic glutamate receptor binding
Source: RefSeq, a predicted model, not a curated record